GAGGUUCUGGUUCAGCUCCUCAGGCUUUGAAGGGGUCCAGGUCUAAAGAUUUCUGACCUAUCUAUAUGGCUGCUUACUGAGCAAUUCUCAUAUUACACGGAACUCAAUAGUUAAUGGUCAAAGGGUAGGGAUUCAAUGCUAAUGCUUUUGUCCAUUGAAAGCUACACUAACCCAUUGGUGCAGUACCAAGUUCUGGUCUUUUUCCUCUCAGCAGCAACACAUGUGGAGUAGCAUCAUGCUGCAAGCCUCUGAAAUGGAAAGGGACUGCCUUCAAGUCGAUCCCAACUUAUGGCGACCCUAUGAAUAGGGAUUUCAUGACAAUGGCAUUCCCGAUCUCUAUGUAUGGAUAUGACAGUUGGACAGUGAAAAAAGCGGAUAAGAGAAAAAUAAACUCAUUUGAAAUGUGUUGGAGGAGAGUUUUGCGGAUACCAUGAACAGCGAAAAAGACAAAUAAUUGGGUGUUAGAACAAAUUAAACCAGAACUGUCACUAGAAGCUAAAAUGAUGAAACUGAGGUUAUCCUACUUUGGACACAUCAUGAGAAGACAAGAUUCACUAGAAAAGACAAUAAUGCUGGGAAAAACAGAAGGGAGUAGAAAAAGAGGAAGGCCAAACAAGAGAUGGAUUGAUUCCAUAAAGGAAGCCACAGACCUGAACUUCCAAGAUCUGAACAGGGUGGUUCAUGACAGAUGCUCUUGGAGGUCACUGAUUCGUAGGGUCACCAUAAGUCAUAGUCGACUUGAAGGCACAGAACAACAACAACAAGAUGCCACAAGACCCUUUAAUGUUUUUGCUGCAGUGGACUAACGGGGCUAACCCUAUGGAAGCGCAUAUGAUCAAUAGAAGCCAAAUACCAAAAGGGACUAGAGUCUUAGCCACAGCCUCACUUUGUCACCACUGAAACUCAAGGGGGGGAAGGUCACAUUUGGCAGCUUUAAGAAUGUCCCUCAGUGGUAGAGCAACUGCUUUGCAUGCAGAAGGUCCCAGGCUCAGUGACUGCUUUGUCCAGAUAAGGCUAGGAAAAGUUCUUGCCUGAAAAGCUGGAGAGCAGCUGCCAGUCAGUGUCAGCAAUACAAACCUAGAUGGACCAAUGGCCUGAAUUAGUAUAUGGUGGUUUCCUAUGUAAAGCCUCUGAACAACAGGAUUUUCAUCAUGACUGUGACAUGGGAAUAAAGGGUUAAGGCUCCCCUGGCAUGCACCAUGGUCAUGAUGGUGAGUACCCUACCAGUCAGUGCAAACAAUACUGAGCUCGAUGGACCAAUAAUGGCAGCAUCCAAACUGGUGGUAUUUUCAUGUGGGAUCCAAUCACAUCCCAGCAAAUUCAGGCUGUACAGUUAAAGAUGAUUUGGAGCUACUUCCCCUAAGGAUCAGACUUCUUGAAAUAAGGAAAGUGAUGGGAAAUUGCACUCGAAAGUGUGGGCUAACGCUUGACGCAACACCAUCUAAUCUCUGCACAAAUAAAGUUACAGCAGUGCCAGCAAAAUUAUCUUUGUCUACCACAAAAUCAGAUUACACGUAAGAAAAGUGUCCUUAUCGAAAUAUUGCAGCGAUGGUAGCACUAAAAGAGUUUUAAAAUCCACCAAAAACUUUCACAUGAGGUUUUAAGGAAGACUUUAUCAUUUGCAUGUACACGCUGGGAAAGGACAAAGAGUGCAGAUUCCCAAGGCUGUCUCUGAUCUCUGCUGUCAACAGGGGGGCCACUGUCACAUCUGCCUCUGUUCCCAGAGAGCAGCUGGUUAAACGGAAAAAGUUCCAGAUCCAGCCUACUGCUUGUCAUGUACCAAACAUGCUCCAUACCAGGGGAGUGUCCCAUGCCUCCAGAUAUUACACAUGCUGAAUACUCCGUUGAAGGAUAUGUUGUGGGGACCCGUGCAAUUUACUCGUGUGAAGAAGGCUACCGGAAAGUAGAAGGGAAAAGCACUCUUGCGAAAUGCAUGAAUAAGUCGGGCGAAGUGGAUUGGAGCUUUGUUGAUUUGUCCCCAAUUUGCGAAGGUAUGCGAACUCAUCUUUCCACACUGACAACAACAGAACCCUGGACCACAGCUUUUACUGGCACCCAGCCCACACCUGUGACAGGUUUGUGUGGAGACCCUAAACCCCUCUGGAAUGCCACAGUAAACAUGCAGAAGUACCACACGGGUCUGCAACUGCGAUACACGUGCCUGGAAGGAUACCGCUCAGGGAGCCCCAUCUCUGGAGUAAGCAUAUGUGAGCGUUCUGGUGGGAAAAAGGAUUGGUCCAUCUUAAACCUCCAUUGUCGAUCAGGUAACGAAACUGAAUCAAACAGCAACGGGGUCACCAAACAGCACCUCAAUGCAGCUGCUCUCAGUAUUGUUAUAGCGGCUGCAAUCGUAAUUUUAUAAGAAAUUCUCAAAAGGAAUAUGUGGCCCUGAUACUGUCAAAGUGUUGAGACAUUUUGCAGUGCAAAGCAGUUAACCCUGUAAAGAGGCACAUAAGGGUAUAACGAGAGGAAAAGUCUAUAAAGAGCCUGCAAACCCAAUGUUCAAGGCCAGUCUUAGUGACUGUGCCAAAGAGCAACCAAUCCUUUGUGACUGCACUGAAGAGGCCCAAGAUGUUGCUCAACGUUGACCAAUGGUUGCUUAGAAGCCCACUUUUUUUGGAAGUAAAAGUUAGUAUUGAAGUUUAACAGGUAUUUAACACUGCAAAAAUGUAAGAAAUAUAUAUAUCCCCAUGUGUGGUAAUAUAUAUAUAGUUUAAGACCCUUUAGAUGAAGCUAAAGAGAGUAUAAUAUAUAAAGUUUAAGAUCAAAGAGGGUAUUGUUUGUACCAAUGAGAAAUGUGUAAGGAUGUUUGGACAAAUAAGAAGCGCAUAAGACUGUUUGCAUAAAGCUGUAUGUAUAAGGCUGUUAUUAAAUAAAUGCAUAAAGGCACCAUGUAUUUGCUAGCUGCAUUAAGGCAAUGUGUAA
This is a messenger RNA of Rhineura floridana, 2925 nucleotides long. RefSeq names its product interleukin 2 receptor subunit alpha (gene IL2RA). NCBI's taxonomy places the organism in Eukaryota, Metazoa, Chordata, Lepidosauria, Squamata, Rhineuridae. Bases 1775 to 2362 code for a protein of 195 amino acids. Gene Ontology annotation, biological process: inflammatory response. Gene Ontology annotation, molecular function: interleukin-2 binding; interleukin-2 receptor activity. The transcript has 7 exons. The record is from RefSeq and is a predicted model, not a curated record.